Molecule: messenger RNA, 2598 nt
Organism: Mytilus californianus (California mussel)
Lineage: Eukaryota; Metazoa; Mollusca; Bivalvia; Mytilida; Mytilidae
Product: multiple epidermal growth factor-like domains protein 10
Exons: 7
Coding region: 15-1268 (417 amino acids)
Source: RefSeq, a predicted model, not a curated record
GAAGACCAACAGAUAUGAGUGAACCUGAAUUAGAAUAUAAUCCUGAACUUGUUGUAGACGGUGAUACUGAUCAAAUGGAAUGUAUUCAAACCACUACACAAGUUGCUGAAGCGUGGUGGCAAGUUAGACUUAGACAAGUAUCUACUAUAAACAGUCUACACAUAUUUUACAAGGAAACUGAAACACCUUAUGUUCAGAAGAAGCGAUUCGCCGGAUUUUCAGUUUAUGUUUCCAAUGGUACAACAGUACCAUCUGGCGAGAGAUGUUAUCACCACGAAGGAGACAACUAUCCAGAGUUAUACCAAGAAAUUCAAUGUAAAGCUGUAGGGAGAAUUAUCACCGUCAUUAUACAGAGACCACCGGAAGCUAAUUUCUCUACAGCUCUCUGUGUCUCCAAUCAUGCGCUUCUAGAACUGUGUGAAGUUGAAGUUUAUGGUUGUCAAGUAGGUUUUUACGGAACUGAAUGUACUAGUGAAUGUCCAAUAGAUUGUGUAGAUGGUCAGUGUGAUCCGGUAACUGGAGAUUGUAGAUAUGGGUGCGUAGAUGGUUACUUUGGACCUAAAUGUGAACAAGACUGUGAGACCGAUAUCACAGCAUGUAUAGCAGAGUUGUGCCCAGAAAACUGUGCCUCUCAAACCUGUGAUUUUUUUGGAGCAUGUCUGGAAGGUUGUAAAGCUGGUUGGCAGGGCACUGAUUGCACAUCACAAUGCGGAGCUGAGUUUUACGGAGAAAAUUGCAAAACCCGAUGUUUUUGUGAUCAUGGUGCUUGUGACAGUCAGAAUGGGAGUUGUCCAGAUAGUAUGUGUCUAGAGGGUUGGGAACCACCUACUUGUAGCCGAAUAGCCUUACAACAGUCUGGCAAUGGGGCUCCAGAUGGAAUGGUCAACUCAUCUACAUUUUAUGCUGUUACAGCUGUGGCUGUCAUUAUCAAUGCUGUACUUCUUGGGACAGUGGUCAAAUUAGCAUGCAGACUGAAGUUAUUUAAGAAACUACCAGGAAUUAAAGGGCCAAAGAAAAAGGUUCUGGCAGUGUUGAAGAGCAAGAAACAAAGCAGUAGUACCGAUGAUCCUAAGGCAAAGAAUAAACAAAAGCAACUACCAUCAAGAAAAGCAGUAAAUGAUUACUCUGUCCCACCUAAUAAAGACUAUUACCUAGAUCCAGUCAACACCAGUUAUAAUGAACUUAACAAAAGGGAAUCAAAGACUGACAUGAAUAUUUAUGAGGGGUUAGAUGACGAAGAAGCAAUUUAUUACUCAAUCUCAAAGUAAAAUGCCAAUCAAAUAUAAAGAAAAGUGUUUGCAUUGAGACAUUAAAGAAAGUAUAUUAAAGUAAGAUAGAAAUCCAAAAGUUGCGCUACUUAAUUAUAAAAUAAAAAAAAUCAUAUUAAGUUGAAUUAUACUGUCAAUUUGAAUGGUUUUAAAUUUCUAAAAUGUUUUUGAAAGAAAAUAUUAUGUAAAUGCAAGCAACUAAAUAUGUAUCUAGAGGUAUUAUUUUCAAGGGGAAUUGGUUAUAAGUGCUAGUCGUAUUCUAGAAGUAUUAUAUUCAAGGGGAAUUGGUUAUAAGUGCUAGUCGUAUUCUAUAGAAGUUUAUUUUCAAAGGGAAUUGGUUAUAAGUGCUAGUCGUAUUCUAGAAGUAUUAUAUAGUGUUAGGUUAGUUUUAUUGAUAUUAAAGAAAUUUCUUUGGUAUUCCUACACGGAAGAUUUUAUACAAACAGAAGAAGAAGUAUACUUAACAACAACAUUAUUUUUAUUUACCUGUGUAUAAUAUGACACAGGUUUCUUCAAAAGUGAUGAUUUUCUAAAAAUUGUUUGACAUUUCACAGUGAUAUCAUACUUUAACUUUGUUUAAACCUGUUUAUUUACUUUUGACUUUAAUUAUUUAUCCCUUGUAAUUUUUUAUUAACUGUGUAUUUGCAUUCAGGUGUCACAGGUCAAAUUUAUUCGUUCAUUGUGUGUUAAUUUACGUUUUUUGAUUGAGUUAAGCCUUCCAAUUGAUAUUUUAUAGUGUGUUUUUCUAUGUUGUGAUGUUAUACUAUUGUUUCAGAAAAGGGAGAAUGUUUGGUACCAUUAAAACGUUUAAUCCCGCUGCAAAUGUUUGCACCUGUCCCAAGUCAGGUAUCUGAUUACAGUAGUUGUCGUCUGUUUAUGUAGUUCAUACCUGUUUCUCGUUUCUCAUUUUUAUAUAGAUUAGACCGUUGGUUUUUCCGUUUGAAUGGUUUUACACUAGUAAUUUUUUGGGGCCCUUUAUAGCUUGCUGUUCGGUGUGAGCCAAUGCUCCGUGUUGAAGGCCUUACCUUGACCUAUAAUGGUUUACUUUUAUAAAUUGUAACUUGGAUGGAGAGUUGUCUCAUUGGCACUCAUACCACAUCUUCCUAUAUCUAUAUAUAGUCGUAUUCUAUAGAAGUAUUAUUUUUAAGGGGAAUUGGUUAUAAGUGCUAGUCGUAUUCUAGAAGUACUAUUUUCAAGGGGAAUUGGUUAUAAGUGCUAGUCGUAUUUUAGAAGUAUUAUUUUCAAGGGGAAUUGGUUAUAAGUGCUAGUCGUAUUCUAGAAGUAUAAUUUCAAGGGGAGUUGGUUAUAACAAUUAUAUUACAGGUAUUCC